Rhopalosiphum padi (bird cherry-oat aphid) is the source of this 4248-nucleotide messenger RNA. RefSeq names its product zinc finger protein 271-like. Bases 1344 to 2621 code for a protein of 425 amino acids. Gene Ontology annotation, biological process: regulation of transcription by RNA polymerase II. The record is from RefSeq and is a predicted model, not a curated record. NCBI's taxonomy places the organism in Eukaryota, Metazoa, Arthropoda, Insecta, Hemiptera, Aphididae. The transcript is spliced from 3 exons. Gene Ontology annotation, molecular function: DNA-binding transcription factor activity, RNA polymerase II-specific; RNA polymerase II cis-regulatory region sequence-specific DNA binding.
AUAUCUAUUUUAUAUUCAUAUUUUUAUACAUUAUAUAUAAUUAUUUAUAAUUCAUAUAUUUAUUUAUAUUUAGUUUUAUGCUCUUUUACCGAAUAAAAGCAAUAAUAUUUAUAAGAGAAUGUUCAAUAUAAUUAAAGAAGCUGCCUUGAGAAAUGAUCUGGCUUUUAAACUAAAAACAAUUCAAAUUGAUUUUGAAAUAGGAAUGACUGUUGCCAAAAAAGAUUUAUUAAGAUAUUACACAGAAAUAAAAGGAUGCCUUUUUCAUUUUGGGAAAUCUAUAUGGCGUCAAGUACAAACAUUUGGAUUGGUGCACGAUUAUUAUACACAAUGAUGAAGUAAAAAUACUGUUCGACGAAUAUAUGCCUUAGCUCUAUGUAUAAUAAUAUAGUAUAACCUACUUUUAUUUUUAUAUAAUAUAUCUACUGCAAUGUAUUAAUAACCAUUUAUACAUGACAAAUUUAUAUAUACUUUUAUUUUUUAAUAAGUCGGCAAAUUGGGAACAUGUAAAUAAAUAGUCGGCGAACUGGGAUGUCGGCGAAUUGAGAGUCGGCGAACUGGGAUUCGGCAAAUUGGGAUUCGACGACGUGGGAAGUCACGAAUUUAACACAUCCAUUAUAGGGGCAACUUCCGAGUGCGUCCCGAAAUGUCCCUUAUUUAAUGUUCCGAAUGCGUCCGGAAUAAGGUCUCGCCCAAGUGCGUCCCAAGAGAAAAAGGUCACUACUUUGACGUAGCCCAAAAAUAUAAAUAUAUCUAAAUAAAUAAAUUAUAUCUAGAGAUUUGUUCAGUUUUGUAUUUUCGUAUUUUAUUGACUGAUCUAAUUUUUUAGAUAUAUGAUUAGAAGUUUGAAUCAAAACGUUUGUGUCUAUUUUAAUUUUUGUUAACAUUUCUAAGAAGGAAUAUAUGUCCGGAUGAGGUGUGUAAAAACAUGAAUUCAAUUUUGAAUGGAAGCUUUACACAUCACUACACAUAUUGCACGUGGUUGUCAAAGACUAGUUACGAAUAGUAUGUUUCUACGUAUGGAAAUAAAUGUAAACUAACACAUUGCAAUAUUAUUAGUUAUCAAUGCAUUUUAUCCAUAAAGAUAAAUAUUGUUAGCAAUAAUAUCGCAUUGCUGCAUGUGCGUGUGGAAAUGGACAACAAUCGGUCGACCGACUGAUUAUUCUCUUUUGAGACAGGAAUACAACAUGCUGACUCAUAACUAAUCAACAAAUUACAAACCAUCGUCUUCAAAACUAUAAUACCUAGAUUAUCUAGUUACUGCGUUAUUGUACGAAAAAUAAAUAAGAUUUGUACAGACCAAUAAAAUACGCGUGACGACGUCUGUGGCGAAACGAAUAACUAAUAUGAGCGAUCUACCUGGUAGUUCGAAAACGCGUCUAGGCGAUAAAUUGUUCACAUGCAACAUUUGCAACAUGACGUUCACUCUAAGCAGCCAUCUUAGUAAGCACCGGCGAACACACACAGGCGUAGAGCCGUACCCAUGUGAUAUUUGUGAUAAAUCGUUUGCCGAUAACAGCCAUUUGAUGAAGCAUCGACGGACGCAUGCAGUGGAAAAACCGCACACGUGUGAAUUUUGCGACAUGUCUUUCGCUCAAAUCAGGCAUUUGAACAAACACCGGCGAUCACAUAUGGGCGAUAAACCAUUCCCGUGCGACAUGUGUGACAAAGCGUUCGCUGAUAACAGCCACUUAACAAGACACCGACGGACUCAUACUGGUGAGAAACCUUACCCGUGUGGCGUGUGUGAUAAGUCAUUUGCUGAUAGCGAUGGUCUGACGAAACACUGGCGGUGGCACACGGGUGAAAGACCUUACCCUUGCAAUGUGUGUGAAAAGUCGUAUGCUGAUAGCAGUAGUCUGACGAAGCACCGGCGGUCGCACACCGGUGAGAAGCCAUACUCGUGUGAUGUUUGUGACAAGUCAUAUUCUCAAAGUAGCCAUCUAACAAAGCAUCGACGGACUCACAUAACUGAUAAACCGUUCCCGUGCGACAUGUGCUUUAAGUCGUUCACUGAUAAUGAUUUUCUUAUAAAACACCGGCGGACGCAUACGGGCGAAAAACCAUACCCCUGUGACGAGUGUGACAUGUCGUUCGCCCAAAGUAGCAAUCUGACAAAGCAUCGGCGGACGCACACCGGCGAAAGACCAUAUCCAUGUGACAUAUGCGAUCAGUCGUUUGCUGUUAGCGCUAGUCUUACUAAGCAUCGACGGACGCAUACCGGCGAAAAACCAUAUCCGUGUGAGGUGUGCGAUAAAUCUUUCGCUGAUAGUGGAAGUCUGACAAAGCACCGCCGGAUACACACAGGUGAAAAACCUUAUUUAUGUGACAUAUGCGAUAAGUCGUUCGCUAUUAACGGUAAUCUGACGAAGCAUCGCCGGAUACACACGGGUGAGAAACCUUACUUAUGUGAUGUAUGUGAUAAGUCAUUUGCUGAUAGCAGUGGUCUGACGAAGCAUAAGCGUACGCAUACGGGCGAGAAACCUUACACGUGUGACGUGUGCGAAAAGUCGUUCAGUGAUAGCGGUACCCUAAAAAAGCACCGGCGAAUAAAGCAUACGCAACCAGAGCAAUCAAUUUUGGCAAACAUGUUAAAAGAUGUCACGACUGUAUCCAACGCAUGAUUGUGGAAAAAAUUAUAUUUUUAAUGUUAAUAAUACUAUUACCACGAAAUCGCCAAAAGUUAUAUUUAUUAGUAUAUUCACGCAUUAAUAUAAAAGGUGAAUACAAAAAGGGUAAUAGGACGAUCGCCCCUUCUAUUUAUGUUGAUUCUUGAUAAAUUAAAAUAUGUAUUGAUUUAAAAUUCUAGUUUUCAAAAUUAAGUACAUAUACGUUGUAUUUAGUUAUGGUAGCAUAAAUACUAUUAAUUUAGGGCCAGAUCUAGGGGGGAUUAUUAAUAACAGUGGCAUAUUAGAUGGGAGCUGAAUUAUAAAAGAACGCUAAUUUUAUACUUUGCCCCAGAUAAGAAAUAUGCUUGAUUUGAUCCUGACUAUUACACUAGAUAUUAAAAGGACGUAGUACCCGCAUGUGUUGUCUCCGUCUUACACACGUGAGACAUUGCAAAUUUUUGUUCACAAGUUUCAAUAUUGUGCUGUUAGUUUUGAUAUUAGAGUGACUGACCUAUUAUACUAUUUUAUAAUAAGAUUAUUAUCCAGGGCCGCACAUAGUCUUUUAUUGAUAUUAUUAUUUUUAAGGAAGUUAUGAUCAUUUAAAAAUGUACAGUUUCAAAAAGAUCAUAACUUACUUAAAAAUAAUUUGCUAAAUACAUUUUGAUAAAUUUAUUAUUUAGUUAUGGUAGUAUAGGAACUAUUAUACUUACUAUAUAAUAUAAAUGAUAAAUAUUAGUAAGUAAAUAAAUUAUUAACAAAGACAUUAAAAAUUAUUUUAUGUAUUAUGAUAAAUUAAUUAACCAAGUAUGAAACUUAAUUAUUAUUUUUAUUUUAUCAUUUGCGGGAGAUAGCCCCUUCAAUAUGUAUAUAUUUAUAAGUUAAUGUAGUUUCAUAAUUUAAAAUCAUACCCGACUUUUAUACACUCCUAAAACCUUUUAAGAUAAUUAUAUUCUGUAAUUUUUCAACAAUAAAUUUUUAUUUAUUUUUCUAUGUUCCAUUAUUGAAUAUUCUGUAUUCACUUUUGACAAGAUGACACCAGUAAAUGAACACUCCUAGUAAAUGAAAAUUUGUUUUUAUAUAUUGUUAUAAGUUUUUUUUUAUUUUACUUUAAGCUAGAAAGUUUGUUUUAUAUUUAUAUCCAUUUGUAUUGAAAAGAGUUGACAACUUAACUGAUAAAAUAUUUAUUAAUUGUUAUUGUUUAUUAAAAUUUUAAAAGAUAUUCCUAUAUACUUACUUAGUUUUUAUUGAUUUUUAAUAAAUGUAAUUAUAUACUGUUUGAUAAAUGAAGGGUAUACAAUUUUAAAAUACAUCUAUCUAUCUUAUUAUAUAAAUUGGAAAGCAGUAAAAUUUAAAAAAAAAUUAUCUUACUUUAAAUUGUUAAUAGUUGUGUUCAUUUACUAGAAAUAAAUGUUUUUAUUAUUUGUGUAUAAGCUAUUAGUAUAUCUUAAUUGUUAAAUUAUAUUAACACAAAAGUUAACAAUGUUCGGUAAAUAAUCAUGAUAUGGGGGUUUUUCUGUUGAUUAAAGUGCAAUGGAUGUAAUAAAUCUUAAUUAAUGUUCAUAUAUUAUUUUACUUGUAAUAUUGAUAUUAUAUAAUAUUGUUAGCUAAUAAAGUAAAAUAAAAUAAAAUAAUGGUUUAAUUA